This is a messenger RNA of Patiria miniata (bat star), 2217 nucleotides long. Its product is annotated as quinone oxidoreductase-like protein 1. Gene Ontology annotation, molecular function: oxidoreductase activity. Lineage: Eukaryota; Metazoa; Echinodermata; Asteroidea; Valvatida; Asterinidae. Bases 167 to 1237 code for a protein of 356 amino acids. The record is from RefSeq and is a predicted model, not a curated record. The transcript has 10 exons.
ACACAUGCACUAUGUGGGUCGACGGUAAGACCAAACGGCGCGAUAUUAAACACAUGCACUUGAAGAUGUUGUUUACAGGCAUUACGUGGGCGGAGUCGGACUAAUGUGCGACUCGGAGUUGUAGAAGUAUUAAGUUAUAGAACAAAAAGGAAAAAUAACCUAAAAUAUGAAGUCUGUUUUUCUCGAUCGUGGGCCUGAAGGAAAGAGGCAAAAUGCUAUAUUAAAUACCAAUGUUCCUGUUCCUGAGCCAGCUGAAGGCCAAGUAUUAAUCCAAGUCAAGUCUUGUGGUCUGUCUUUAGUCAGAGUCGAUAUCCUCGAAGAGCUUCAGCUAGGCAAGGAAUGUCUGCCGAUUGGCCGAGAGGUGGCCGGGGUCAUCACAAAAAUUGGCGGAGGUGUAACGAGAUGUAAAGUUGGAGAUGAAGUUGCUUCCCUUCUCCCUGUAGAUGCAACUUGCUCUGGCUGUGCUGAGUAUUGUGUAGCUAAUGAGUAUGACAUAGUGAUCAAGCCCAUGCGAGUAAGUUUCCAUGAUGCAGCAGCAGGCAUAGGAGACUCCGUCAGGGCGUUUACAGCUCUACACUACCUGGCUAGAGUGUGCGCUGGAGACACUGUGCUGGUCAUCAAUGGAGCUACGUCGAGUGGAACCAUCGCUAUGCAGCUAGCCCAACACUGGGGAGCUAAGGUUCUUGCCACCGCCUCCUCACAAGAAGAAAGGAUCUUCUUAGAAAGCUUCAAGCCUGAACUUGCCCAAGUGAUAGAGACAGAUCAAAGCAAGAAAUACGCUCUCAUCCAGCAGUGUAUUGAGGAGACGGGUGGGCUAGGUGUAGACUGCAUCUUAGAUGAUGGAGUGAGCAUGUUUCCCAAAGAAGAAGAGGACCCAGCACUGAGCCCAAGGAAACAGAAGAAGCUACGCACCCUGCCAACCAAACACGAGGUCAUCUCAGCCCUAGGGGUAGGGGGUAGAUGGGUCACAACACAGGCAGAUCUACAGAUUGAUCCCCCGGAUUCUCGACUGCUUCACAUGAGAUGCGCCAGUGUGUCCUACCUCAAUCAUGCUGUCUGGAACCUGUCAUGUGGUCAGUUGGGACGCUAUCUUCACAUUCUCCAAAGCGCUAUCGACAAAUUAGCAGAUGGAGUUCUGAGACCAAACAUUUCCCGUUGUGUCAGCUUGGAUGAAGCAUGCGAGGCCUACAAUAAACUCCCUUCACAGACAAUCGGGAAGACUGUCAUCGAAAUGUGAAACAUAAUCAUCAAACAGGAUCCAACUGUCCUGCCUACAACUUAAAUGUAUUGGGAACUUUACAAAAACACACAAAUGGCCUUAUGUUAAAGCCAUGUUUAAAUGGGCAUCCAGAGCAAUGGGUUCCAUUUGCCAACAAGAGAGGGCCUUUUUUCAUUACUUUUGAGGAGGUACUGGUUCACGUGCAUAUUCGCUUCAUUCACAAGUACCCCCUCACCGGCAAAGGAAGUACAGUUGGGGGUGACCGACCGACGCCAUCUUGCCGGACUGCAAUUUUGCCGCGACCCACAGUCGUACUAUACUGUGUGAACAUACAAAUCCCUUGGUGUACGUGCGUCACACACAAGGAACGGUGCGCGUCAACCAGCUAAAUGUCUCGCACAUGGGAAGUCGUUGCUAGGUAAAAGGGCGCCCUCUUUUGUUGGCGCACGGAGCCCAUAGCACGAAGUACGCACGACUUAUUUUAUUCUGAAUGUGCACAAGUCCAUAGUGUUUGCGCGUGAGCAUAAGGUGUUGUCAGCAAUGCAUUUGAAUGUCUCUAUCGAUGGGUUCCCAACUCUCCCUUUCUUGUCGUUGAGGGGGUACUUUGUUCAUGGAGCCCAUCGUCAGCUUGUUUCCACAUAGUUGUAACUGUCUGAAACUGACACGAGAUUUGCAAGGGGCCUGGGAUUUGUGAGUCACACAAGAUAAUUGGAGCAUGUUAGUAAUAGCAAAUAAAUAUCACACAAACAUUGACAAACUCGGAAAAGUUUUCACUCUGCAGCAACUAGGGUGGUACAGAGUACAUCAGCUCGACUCUCUGAAAUCCAGAAAUUAUUCUAAGAAUAUGCAUGGAAAAAGGCAAUGUUACAUUCACUGAUGUCGUGUUAAAAAGAGACAAGACCAGAAAUCAUGAGUUCUCAUUUUUUGUUUUUAUUUUCUUGGUUAUUUUUGGUGAUGAAAACAAUAAACUCUGGCAGUACGUCAUGCUAAACAAAUCA